Molecule: messenger RNA, 1044 nt
Organism: Carcharodon carcharias (great white shark)
Lineage: Eukaryota; Metazoa; Chordata; Chondrichthyes; Lamniformes; Lamnidae
Product: rhomboid-related protein 4-like
Exons: 3
Coding region: 1-1044 (347 amino acids)
Cellular component (GO): membrane
Molecular function (GO): serine-type endopeptidase activity
Source: RefSeq, a predicted model, not a curated record
AUGGCUCCAUUCUUCACGGCGUUCCCCUGUUUGAAUAGCGCAAUCUAUCUUUCCCGUGCAGACUCUGGACUGUUACAAAGGGCACUGAGGGAAUAUAGCCCGACAUCUCCGGCGUCAAGCAGCGUCAGAAAAUGUUCAAUGGAGGAAUUACUGGGCAGCUACAUAAUCUUCAUCAUCCUGCUCUUCAUUGAAACAAAGGGAAUUCCCCCCAUCACCCUGGCCAUCAUCAUCCUCAACAUGUUCAUAUUCCUUGCCCCGGAACUCAACGUGGCAGAGGUUUGCCUCAGUGUCAACACCACCUUCUACUCCUGCGAGUGGCAGCGCCUCCUCCUGGCACCCCUGCACCACAUUGACGUCGACCACCUGGGCUUCAACAUGGCCUCCCUGGUCUGGAAGGGCAGCAGGAUGGAGCGCAGGAUUGGCAGUGCCCGGUUCAUGUUCUCCACCUUCACCUUUGGCAUCCUGACAGGCCUCACCUACCUGUCGAUCAAAGCGGCCCUCGCCUGCCUUCUAACUGAGAGAUUCAACAUGGACUGCGCUGUAGGCUUCUCAGGCAUUCUCUUUGCACUCAAGGUGAUCAACAAUGGUCAUAGCGCUGACGGAGACAUCCCAGGCCCAUUCCAAAUCAAAAGAAGGGAUGCCUGCUGGGCGGAACUUAUCCUUAUUCAUUUACUGUCCCCAAGAUCUUCUUUCGUUGGCCACUUAGCAGGCAUUCUGGUUGGCCUAGCCUAUGUGAAAGGACCCCUGAAGAUGAUAAUUAAUUGGUUUACAGGCAAAGAAUAUGGUAAUGUGCGCUUCAUGGAGUGCUGCCACCAUUCACUGUGUACGUGUCAGGACCAGGAGUUCGAGAGAGGUGGGUUCAUGGCGCCUCGACUUGUCCCGCUGCUCGUGGCGCGUUUCUUUCCACAAACGUUCACUCGGGCCCCAAGUGGCUGGGUUGUCGGCGUUAUUGGUAAUCAGCUCGUCUCGUCCCGGCCGCCCGCAAUGAGUUUCCAUUCCCCUUCAAUCCCUUUCCACGGAGCCAGCAUGGCCACGACGGGCUGA